Messenger RNA from Lepisosteus oculatus (spotted gar), 3180 nucleotides. It is a transcript of the gene sytl5, whose product is annotated as synaptotagmin-like 5. Gene Ontology annotation, biological process: intracellular protein transport; exocytosis. Gene Ontology annotation, cellular component: plasma membrane; exocytic vesicle. Gene Ontology annotation, molecular function: phospholipid binding; small GTPase binding; neurexin family protein binding. The record is from RefSeq and is a predicted model, not a curated record. Lineage: Eukaryota; Metazoa; Chordata; Actinopteri; Semionotiformes; Lepisosteidae.
CGAGACCCGCCUCCUUGAAGCAGAAAGGUCUACGGCUCGCUGCUGGUACUGUACAGCGAUAGGUCUUCUUAACAACAGACUGGAUACUAACAUCAGGAUAUACGAAACGCAGGAAGGACGGAAAGCUAACUGCCCCGGUCAUUUACUACUAUUCGAAUAAAAUAAAACGGGGCAAUCUGCUCAGCACUUAAGAAGAGUUUCAUGACAGCGGAGGCGUUAAACGUUGGCAUGUAAAUAUUGACCCGCCUGUGUGUUAUACUGGUAAAUCGAAUCCCUGCAUCUUUCUUCCUGUAGUGAAUGUGUCGCCACACGAUGUAUAGUAUUGCCCAUAUGAUUGAAGACACUUCACUUAAGUCAUCUGAGGGACACAAAAGGAGUUCUUAGGAUGAUGCCAAUCCACACUUUGAGCACAAGGGACAGCAAGCAAAGCCAAAGACUAGAUGGAAGUUCAUUGACCUGGAACAUGUCUGUACUCUAACUGGGCACCUUUAACCAAUGUCAUCUGCAAAGACGCCACAGUGGAAUACCUUGUCUACCUGGGAUAUGUGUACAAAUCAUUUCAUGACAUUCUGCACUUGACAGCUUGCUUCGUCCUUUCUGGUUAAUCCUGUUGCUCUGUGACUUCUGGUCUUGAUCCCUGCCCCUUGGGCUAACCUUGAAAGGGAGAUGGAGAAAACCACCGAGAUCAUUAAUGUCUCCUUCCUUCUUAAAGAUGAGAGAGAGUCGAUUCUUAGUGUUCUUCAAAAGGACGAAAAGCUAAGGAAACGCGAGGAGAAACGGAUAAGGAAGCUAAAGAACGAGCUGCUGGAAAUUCGCAGGAAGGGCUCCCGGAAACACCAGGAUCAGAGCGACCGGGUCUGUGUCCGCUGUCAGAGGGCCCUGGGCCUGAUCUUCCACCGAGGGGAGCUGUGCGAGGAAUGCAAGGAGCGGGUGUGCAAUGAGUGCCGUGUAGUACAGUCGGACAACAGCUGGAAGUGCAUCGUCUGUGCCAAGAUCUCGCAUCUGAAAGUUGUGACUGGGGAGUGGUUCUUCGAAGAGCGAUCAAAACGAUUCUCACAGGGAAACGUCCUGGGCUGUGACUUAAUUAAACAGUCCAUCUUGCACUCCCCCUCAGGAGACAAUAAAACUGACCAAACACUGCAAGAAAGACCUGAUACGCCCAUGUCAGGCCGGAGUGCCACCAGAAAUGUAUUAGAUGCACCAAAAAAGAAAGGACUCAGGCUGGAGAAGCGAGGUAACAGGCCGCUGCUCAAAGCUGAGAAUGGUGUGGAUUUCCGGGCUGAAGACUCCCGGAGCAUAGGCUCAGCCUCGGACCUGGACGCACACAGCGUUCGCAGUGGCCGUUCUACACCUCGAUCCAACAGGGGGAGUACUCUUGCUCUGGAGUCAUCUGGGGUGCCGACACUUCCCAACAAUCUCCGCUCUCACACCUCGGGAAGAUCCCCCACACCCAGCAAGCGCAGCGCAGUAUCAGGAAACAGCAGGAGGGUGGAUGGUGCAGAGAGCAUAGCAGGCACGUACGAUGACAUGGCACAUCGGAACUACAGGAAAAUGUCCGGGACUCCAUCGAUUGCUGUAUCCAGAGUUUCUCUCUCCUCAGAUCGAAGCCGGUCAGAGGUGGACCUCAGCGGCUCCUGUGCCGAGUUGAACGAGGAGACCCUGAGCCUGCGGUGUCAGUCUGUGCCUGGGGAGCUGAACGAUGAGAACUAUUCGGAUGAAGAAAGAGAGGAAGACAUUGAUGAACUGAUGUCGGCACAUAAUUUUGCUACUCAGAAAACUGUAACAAGCGCAUUAUCUGUGCCUGGCUCAGAGAGAAAGUGGAACUAUCUUAAUGUCCCUGACUCUGACGCAGAAACUAGCAGCCUGAACAGCAUGAUGAGUGUGUACAGCGAGACAGGAGACUAUGGCAACGCAAGUAUCAGCGGAGAGAUCCUGCUCAACAUCACCUACAGCUACAAGACAGGUGCCCUCAACAUCUUGGUCAAAGAGUGUCGCAACCUGGCCAUCGGGGAUGAGAAGAAACAGCGAACUGACCCCUAUGUGAAGACAUACCUCCUGCCAGACAGGUCUCGUCAGAGCAAGAGGAAAACAAGCAUCAAAUCCAACACCACUAACCCAGUCUACAAUGAGACCCUGAAGUAUGUAAUAAGCCACUCUCAGCUGGAGACCAGGACCCUACAGCUGUCUGUGUGGCACAAUGACAGGUUUGGACACAACAGCUUCCUGGGAGAGGUGGAAGUCCCCUUCGAUUCGUGGGAGUUUGAGAACCAAACAGAGGAAUGGUUCUCCCUGCAGCCCAAGGUGGAUCUUUGUAUGGAUGCAGCCCUCCAGUACAAAGGAGAGCUGACUGUAGUUCUGCGAUACAUCCCACCAGAGAAAAACCUCACAUUACCUCUGGAGCCAUUUCAAGCUAAGAAGAGUUUUAUGAAAGGAAAGAAAACUAAUGCCCAGCUGCCAAAAGGUGGAGUAGUGGAGUUAGUUGUUAAAGAAGCCAAAAACCUGACUGCAGUGAAGUCUGGAGGAACAUCAGACACUUUUGUCAAAGGAUACCUGCUUCCAGACAACAGCAAAGCCUCAAAGCACAAAACCCCAGUUGUGAAGAAGAGCGUGAACCCGCAGUGGAACCACACGUUUACCUACAGCGGCCUGAAGCCCAGUGACCUUCACAACGUCUGUCUGGAGCUCACCGUGUGGGACAAGGAGUCGUUGUCCAGCAACAUCUUUCUGGGAGGGGUCCGGCUGAGCAUAGGCAGUGGUCUGAGCUAUGGGAAUGAAGUGGACUGGAUGGAUUCUCAGGGAGAGGAGCAAAGUGUUUGGCAGCGAAUGAUUGACAAUCCCGAACUCCCUCAGGAGUGCACACUGAUGCUGAGGUCAAGCAUGGGAAAAAGGAAGACUUGAGGAAACCAGAUUUACUCCUCUUUCAAAUCCCCUUUUCCCUCACAGAUUUUUUUUUUGUACAACUCAUUCAAACAGCAUUGACGUACACGGUUCAGGAAAACAGUACUGUGUAAUGCCUUAUAAAUGCACACAACCCCCCCCUCCCCCAAAUAAAAAAUCUCCUUUACAUUCAAAAUUAAAAGCACAGCUGCAACAUACACAUUAACAUGAAUAUGAAUCGAUCACUUCUGUACUGAGAUGCAACUUCCUUAAUUGAACUGUGAUUAAAAAAAAAUUACACUA